This is a messenger RNA of Lepisosteus oculatus (spotted gar), 3029 nucleotides long. RefSeq names its product interleukin-1 receptor-associated kinase 3 (gene irak3). The record is from RefSeq and is a predicted model, not a curated record. NCBI's taxonomy places the organism in Eukaryota, Metazoa, Chordata, Actinopteri, Semionotiformes, Lepisosteidae. Gene Ontology annotation, biological process: signal transduction; protein phosphorylation. Gene Ontology annotation, cellular component: plasma membrane. Gene Ontology annotation, molecular function: ATP binding; protein binding; protein kinase activity.
GAAAUAUUUUCAUUUUAAAAUAGGACGUUGGCAACAGAUAAAUGGAGAUUUCCAUGUAGACUUCAUAACAAAUAUAAUAAACCAAAAUAACAAAACGAUGAUGAGAUACAGUAGCAGUUCCAUGUAAACCUCCUACAAUUAUAAUUGGGCUGUACAUCUCUGAUACGUUUCCGCGAUUUGUUUCUGGAACACCAGCUAAGCUGCAGUUUUACUUACAUUUCAUAGGUGGAGCUUAAGGCACUUCUAAGUUUCUGUUGUUAGCGCAGGACCUGGAGACGCGUGUUAUUCUGGAGUACUGUACUACUCAAAAGGAUGUGUUUAUGAAAUUGAACGUGAACGGCAGUCCUAACAGAUUGACAGUGCAAUACAAUGGCAGGUAAAACAGAGUGUUUGAGUCGUAUGACAUUCCUCUUCGACGUCCCCCCAUCCGUGAUGGAGAGGCUCUGUAAAAUCAUCGACAGCGGUGAUGGGGACUUCGGCUGGAGAGGGCUAGCGGCCCGUAUUUUGCCUGACUGGCUAGAGGUGCGCUACAUGGAGAAGGUGUGUGCGCAGGGCAAAAGCCCAGCCCGGGAGCUGCUGUGGAGCUGGGCUCAGAAAAACAAGACCGUGGGAGAUCUGCUGGAGAUCCUGGAGGAGAUGGGGCACCAAAGGGCAGUCCAGCUGUUCUUGCCCCAAGGAGUGAAAUCGACAGUGUCAGCAGGGAAAUGCUGUUCAUUUCUGCCCAAAGAAAACAAUUUGCUGCAUGAAUCUCAUCACAAGAUGAAAAAUGCAGAGACAUGUGAGUUUCCUGAUGAGUUCCACUGUCUUUCAAGUAAUGUGCCAAAUGGAGGUUCGGAGCAGAUGCCUAUAAUAAGUUUUUCAGAUAUUGUCAUGGGAACCAGGAAUUUCCACCAGGAUCUUAAAAUUGGAGAGGGAACUUUUUCAGAAGUGUAUAAAGGAGUAAUUGGGAAUCAAAUAUUUGCAGUAAAGUUAUUUAAACAGGGGAAGCAGACAGAAUGGAAAAAGCUAUGGAAGCUCUUCAUGUCAGAAAUACAAGUCCUCUCUCUUUAUCACCACCCAAACAUUCUUGCGCUGAGUGGUUAUUGCUCAGAGGAGGGGAAGUACUGUCUGGUUUAUCCUUACAUGUCUAAUGGAUCUCUUUUCCACAGACUUCACUGUCCGGACACACGUGCCCUCCUGCCCUGGCAGGUUCGGCUCAGGAUCCUGAAAGGCACAGCGAGGGCAGUCCAGCAUCUGCACACUGCCCAGCCCUGCUGCGUCAUAAGUGGCAACAUCACGAGUGCAAAUAUACUGCUGGACGAACACUUUGAGCCCCAGCUGUCUGAUUUUGGAAUGGCCUGCCUUAGGCCUCAUUCUGUCAACGACAGCUGCACCAUCAGCCUAGACACGAGCUCCCGCAGCAUCCUGGGAUACCUGCCAGAGGAGUACAUCCGCGAUGGCAAGCUGUCUGUCAAACUGGACGUGUACAGUCUUGGGGUCGUCAUUAUGGAGAUCUUAACAGCAAGGAGAGCUGUACAAGAUGGGCCUAAAUACACUCGCCUGAAAGACAUGCUGUGUAAUGUGGUGGAAGAGAGUGGUGGUGUGGAUGCCUGUCUCCGGUUUUUGGAUGAGCAGGCGGGAAGCUGGCCGCCGUCUGUAUCCCUUGGGCUCUUCCGUCUGGCCCUGGAGUGCACAGCAUGGCGCCCCAAAAACAGACCAACCACAAGCGCAGUACUGCAAGUUCUGUCUGAGAUGAGACCGGUGUGGUGCAGAAGCGAAGACCAACCUCACACCUUGAAAGACCUGGAGUUUCACAAGGGGCUUGUUCCCAGUCUGCCUGAGGAGAAUGAUGAGAUGCAGGGAUUUGGUGAAGCACAGCUGGACAGAGCGAGCCCCAGCCAGCACAGGACAUCCCGAGCCCAGGGAGGCCCGUGUGAGUGCAGUCUGUCUGAAAUCAUCUGCAUUGGACCUGCAGCCAGAGAGGAUGGAUCUGCUGAGAAGCCUGGACCUGCUGCCCUUCCCAAAGACCCUUGGGAUCUGUAUUGCAGUUGGCCAGUGGAGUGCAGCUGCACAGUUGCAGAGAAUGGAAAGGAGUGUGAAGAGUGCAGGGCCAAUGGAUUCUCCUUCCAGACAGGCGCCGCAAAAGAUGAUGCAGCAGGAUUUUCUGUGAGGCCUGACAUUGUGGAAAAUGCUGCCAAAGAGAAGUUCAAGGACAGAAUAGAGCAGUACAAUAAAGGCCUACUCAACACAAAGGAACUUCUGUCAAUGAAGGAGCUUAACUGAUUUCGACUAAGGUUUUUUUUUAAGGUGUAUGUGAUUGAAAUUUCCUCUUCAGUUUGGACCGGUAGCCUCCUAUGAAGAUGCAACAUUGAAAACGAAGCUAAAGACAACCCACUACAAAAUUAGAGAUCAUAAAACUAAUUGUAUUACAUGGUUGCACUUGACGUAACCAUUCAGCAAGAGUUUGAACCUGCUUUUGCAACAGAACUGUGACAGGUACAGAGACAGAUGUGAUACAGUGCUCAUUGCCCUGAAUGUUCUACCCAGGUUCACAUGAGAAGGAUGGGCAUUAGCUGGAAGCUUAAUUACACUGACUUAUUCACAGAGAGAAACAUAUUUGUUUCUGAACAUUUUAGAGCCAGAAUUUAUGUAUAGAGCCACAACAAAUUUAUAAUAUUUGUUUUUUACUGUUGUACUUUAUCUAAAUAUUUUAUAUCUCUUGAGUAACCACAGUUUUUGUUAAUUAUUUUUUUCUACAAAUGUAACUUAUUAAUUUUUCUAAUUUCCAGAAAACUGUUAAUAUUGGAAAGGAAUUCAAUGUACUGUAAUUGUACAACAUUUGUAUAUGUCUAUCUUAUUUGAGAAUGUUAAAUAACUUAAAAUAAUAUAAGUGAAGCAUGUUUUCUUUUAAAUGCAUCCACAUUCUAGAAGAUCAGACUCUUCUGUCAACAUCAUACACUUUGUAAUGGUUUGUUAUAUGUAUUUUGUUUCACGCUUUGGGCAAAAUGCUUAGGAAUUGAUUAAAAUUGUGUAGUGGAUAAAAACUGUUA